AUGCUAAUCUUAUGCUUUGAGUUGAUAUCUAAUGUUUUUUGUCUCAACCAGGCUAAAUCUAAGAUUAAUAUACCGUAUAUAGCACCUGAUAAAAAUCGCAAAAACAAGGGCACUGUUAUACUGGACGGAUCAAAAGAUGGCAACGGGGAGCUUCCCUUCGUGGAAAUCGCCAAUGCAGAUGCCUACUUCUACAGGUCCCCCCAAGAGUACAAAGACAACAGCUAUAUCAAAAAGGAACGUGAACUGGAGAGGAUACAGUCAGGAUCGCGAGAACACUUUGACUUUAUAAACGAUCUAAUUGGUAACCUAAAAGCAAGAAUAUGA
This is a messenger RNA of Theileria orientalis strain Shintoku, 324 nucleotides long. RefSeq lists its product as hypothetical. The transcript is spliced from 3 exons. The record is from RefSeq and is a predicted model, not a curated record. Lineage: Eukaryota; Apicomplexa; Aconoidasida; Piroplasmida; Theileriidae. The coding region runs from base 1 to 324 and encodes 107 amino acids.